Messenger RNA from Dipodomys spectabilis (banner-tailed kangaroo rat), 4174 nucleotides. It is a transcript of the gene Dctn1, whose product is annotated as dynactin subunit 1. The record is from RefSeq and is a predicted model, not a curated record. NCBI's taxonomy places the organism in Eukaryota, Metazoa, Chordata, Mammalia, Rodentia, Heteromyidae. Bases 92 to 3811 code for a protein of 1239 amino acids. The transcript has 28 exons. Gene Ontology annotation, cellular component: spindle pole; axon; kinetochore. Gene Ontology annotation, biological process: establishment of mitotic spindle orientation; nuclear migration.
GCGGAGCCCGCAGGGUCUUGGGCGUCGGUCGCCGGCGGUGCCCGAGCCGGGCACGGAACCCCAGACCGGACAGACGCCCAGUGGCAGCAGAAUGAGUGCAGAGGCAAGUGCCCGGCCUCUGCGGGUAGGGUCCCGUGUGGAGGUGAUUGGAAAGGGCCACAGAGGAACUGUGGCUUAUGUUGGGGCCACACUCUUUGCCACUGGCAAAUGGGUAGGCGUUAUUCUGGAUGAAGCAAAAGGCAAGAAUGAUGGAACUGUCCAAGGCAGGAAGUAUUUUACUUGUGAUGAAGGUCAUGGCAUCUUUGUGCGCCAGUCCCAGAUCCAGGUAUUUGAAGAUGGAGCAGAUACUACUUCUCCAGAGACACCUGAUUCUUCUGCCUCAAAGGUUCUCAAAAGAGAGGGAGCUGAUACAGCGGCAAAGGCCAGCAAACUGCCCACUCGCCCAGCCAGUACUGGAGGGCCUGGAGCCAGUAGCUCCUUGGGGCCCUCUGGUUCAGCAUCAGCAGGUGAACUGAGCAGCAGUGAGCCCAGCACCCCAGCUCAGACUCCACUGGCAGCACCCAUCAUCCCCACACCAGCCCUCACUUCUCCUGGAGCAGCACCACCACUUCCUUCCCCCUCCAAGGAGGAGGAGGGGUUGAGGGCUCAGGUACGGGACCUGGAGGAGAAACUGGAGACUCUGCGGCUGAAGCGGGCAGAAGACAAGGCAAAGUUAAAAGAGCUGGAGAAACACAAGAUCCAACUGGAGCAGGUGCAGGAAUGGAAGAGCAAAAUGCAAGAGCAGCAGGCAGACCUUCAGCGUCGCCUAAAGGAGGCACGGAAGGAAGCCAAAGAGGCUCUGGAGGCAAAGGAGAGAUACAUGGAAGAGAUGGCAGACACUGCUGAUGCCAUUGAGAUGGCCACUCUAGACAAGGAGAUGGCUGAAGAGAGGGCAGAGUCUCUGCAGCAGGAGGUGGAGGCCCUGAAGGAACGUGUGGACGAACUUACCACAGACUUGGAGAUACUCAAGGCUGAAAUUGAGGAAAAGGGUUCAGAUGGAGCUGCAUCCAGUUACCAGCUCAAGCAGCUUGAGGAGCAGAAUGCUCGCCUGAAGGAUGCCUUGGUGAGAAUGCGGGAUCUUUCUUCCUCAGAGAAGCAGGAGCACGUGAAGCUCCAGAAGCUCAUGGAAAAAAAGAACCAAGAGUUGGAAGUUGUGAGACAACAGAGAGAACGCCUUCAGGAAGAGCUGAGCCAGGCAGAGAGCACCAUUGAUGAGCUCAAGGAACAGGUUGAUGCUGCUCUGGGUGCUGAAGAGAUGGUAGAGAUGCUGACCGACCGGAACCUGAAUCUGGAAGAGAAAGUGCGGGAGUUACGAGAGACUGUGGGCGACUUGGAAGCAAUGAAUGAGAUGAAUGAUGAGCUACAGGAAAAUGCACGUGAGACAGAACUGGAGUUGCGAGAGCAGCUGGAUAUGGCAGGUGCCCGGGUGCGGGAGGCCCAGAAGCGUGUAGAGGCAGCUCAGGAGACAGUUGCAGAUUACCAGCAAACCAUCAAGAAGUACCGCCAGCUGACUGCUCACCUACAGGAUGUUAAUCGGGAACUGACAAACCAGCAGGAAGCAUCUGUGGAGAGACAGCAACAGCCACCUCCAGAAACUUUUGACUUCAAAAUCAAGUUUGCUGAGACUAAGGCCCAUGCCAAGGCUAUUGAGAUGGAAUUAAGACAGAUGGAAGUGGCACAGGCCAACCGACACAUGUCCCUGCUGACAGCCUUCAUGCCUGACAGCUUCCUUCGGCCAGGAGGGGACCAUGAUUGUGUCCUGGUGCUACUGCUCAUGCCUCGUCUCAUUUGCAAGGCAGAACUGAUUCGGAAGCAGGCCCAAGAGAAGUUUGAACUAAGUGAGAACUGUUCAGAGAGGCCUGGGCUGCGAGGAGCUGCAGGGGAGCAGCUCAGCUUUGCUGCUGGGCUGGUAUAUUCACUGAGUCUGCUGCAGGCCACACUGCAUCGUUAUGAGCAUGCCCUCUCUCAGUGCAAUGUGGAUGUGUAUAAGAAGGUGGGCAGCCUCUACCCUGAGAUGAGUGCCCAUGAGCGCUCCUUAGAUUUCCUCAUUGAGUUGCUACACAAGGAUCAGCUGGAUGAGACUGUCAAUGUGGAACCUCUCACCAAGGCUAUCAAGUACUACCAGCAUCUUUAUAGCAUCCACCUUGCCGAACAGCUAGAAGACUGUACCAUGCAGCUGGCCGACCACAUUAAGUUCACCCAGAGUGCUCUGGACUGCAUGAGUGUGGAAGUGGGGCGGCUGCGUGCCUUUUUACAGAGUGGGCAAGAGGCUACAGAUAUUGCUCUUCUACUCCGGGACCUGGAAACAUCAUGUAGUGACAUCCGCCAGUUCUGCAAGAAGAUCCGAAGGCGAAUGCCAGGAACAGAUGCUCCUGGGAUCCCAGCUGCUCUGGCUUUUGGACCACAGGUAUCCGACACACUCCUAGACUGCAGAAAACACUUGACAUGGGUGGUGGCUGUACUGCAAGAGGUGGCAGCUGCCGCUGCCCAGCUCAUUGCCCCACUGGCAGAGAAUGAGGGGCUACUUGUGGCUGCACUGGAGGAACUGGCUUUCAAAGCAAGCGAGCAGAUCUAUGGGAGCCCCUCCAGCAGCCCCUAUGAGUGUCUGCGCCAGUCAUGCAACAUCCUCAUCAGCACUAUGAACAAGCUGGCCACAGCCAUGCAGGAAGGGGAGUAUGAUGCAGAGCGGCCCCCCAGCAAGCCUCCUCCUGUUGAACUUCGGGCUGCAGCCCUUCGUGCAGAGAUCACAGAUGCUGAAGGCCUAGGUUUGAAGCUUGAGGAUCGAGAGACAGUUAUUAAAGAAUUGAAGAAGUCACUUAAGAUUAAGGGAGAGGAGCUGAGUGAGGCCAAUGUGCGACUGAGCCUCCUAGAGAAGAAACUGGACAGUGCUGCCAAGGAUGCAGAUGAACGCAUUGAGAAAGUCCAGACACGGCUGGAGGAGACCCAGGCACUGCUGCGGAAGAAAGAGAAAGAGUUUGAAGAGACCAUGGAUGCGCUCCAGGCUGACAUUGACCAGCUAGAAGCAGAGAAGGCAGAGCUAAAGCUGCGGCUAAACAGCCAGUCCAAACGCACAAUCGAGGGGCUCCGGGGGCCUCCUCCUUCAGGCAUUGCUACCCUGGUCUCUGGCAUUGCUGGUGGGGGCGCUCCUGGGCAGGCUCCAGGUUCCUUGCCAGGCCCAGGGCUGGUGAAGGAUUCACCCCUACUGCUUCAGCAGAUCUCUGCUAUGAGGCUGCACAUCUCUCAGCUUCAGCAUGAGAACAGCAUGCUUAAGGGAUCCCAGAUGAAGGCAUCCUUGGCAGCUUUGCCCCCUCUGCAUGUUGCAAAGCUUUCCCUCCCACCCCAUGAGGGCCCUAGCAGUGAGCUAGCAGCUGGAGCACUGUAUCGCAAGACCAGCCAGCUUCUGGAGACAUUAAAUCAACUGAGUACACAUACUCACGUAGUAGAUAUCACUCGCACCAGCCCUGCUGCCAAGAGCCCAUCGGCUCAGCUUAUGGAACAAGUGGCUCAGCUCAAGGCCCUGAGUGACACCAUUGAGAAGCUCAAGGAUGAAGUCCUUAAGGAGACAGUAACUCAACGCCCUGGAGCCACCGUCCCCACUGACUUUGCCACCUUCCCUUCUUCUGCCUUCCUUAGGGCCAAGGAAGAGCAGCAAGAUGAUACAGUCUACAUGGGCAAAGUGACCUUCUCCUGUGCAGCUGGCCUUGGACAGCGACACCGGCUGGUGCUGACCCAGGAGCAGCUGCACCAGCUACACAGUCGCCUCAUCUCUUAAGCACUCCUCCCUUCCCUGCUGCCUGUUCAGCCCUCAAAUCACCCUGCCCCUGUACUGCUCUGCCCGAUGCACAGCCCCCAGCCAACCUCAGCCAACCCCCAGGUAGAACCAUGUGAAUUAAGCUCUUCCCGCUCCAUUCAGCUCUGCUCCAAUCCUGUCAAUCUCCUGCUCCUGCCCUUCACAUGGGUUUCCCCACUCUCAUCCCUUACCUCUUCCAUAAUUAGCUGUUCAGCUGCUCCCUCUUUCCAGAGGGGGCCUCAGGGCAUGUGGGGGGGUGUAGGCUGAGACCCCACCACCAAAGGUUGAGUGAGGUCCCCCUGAUUGAGGACUUCACCCCUGAUUAAAGCAACUUUUGCUUCAGUG